Pseudocercospora fijiensis CIRAD86 is the source of this 669-nucleotide messenger RNA. RefSeq lists its product as uncharacterized. Lineage: Eukaryota; Fungi; Ascomycota; Dothideomycetes; Mycosphaerellales; Mycosphaerellaceae. The transcript is spliced from 11 exons. The coding region runs from base 1 to 669 and encodes 222 amino acids. The record is from RefSeq and is a predicted model, not a curated record.
AUGUCCUCCUUGACACCUAUGGCGAAAAACAUUCCCCAGGGAGCAGCAACUCAGGUCUGGGCUGCUACGGCGAAGCACUUCAGCGCCAAAGCAGGCUGCUGUGUGGCUGAUUGUGGCGAAUCGACGCCCUGGAGAGAAGGUGAUGCAGUUGCGUCUCCUGGGUAUGCUACGCAUGCCUACGAUGAGGCGAAGGAAGAGAGGCUGUGUAAGUUGAGUUGUGAUGCCUUACUCCUGGGUACAUAUAGUCUGUCGAAACGCGUGUUCACUCCAGUUUCCGCUCAGUCAGAAAGGAGCUGGCCCAUCUCACUGAAAAUACCAUCUCUUUUUAAGACUUUGAGCCAGACACGAAGAUUCCAAACAAUUACCAUCUCUUCCCGCGGAAAAUUAACAGACAUUGUCCUUCUCGCCUUAAACCUUCCUGGUGAACGUGAUCGUCGCAUCCAAUAUGUUGUGAACUGCUGGUACCUUUGGAACAGACUUGGCACGUACAUGGUAGCUGUUGCGAACCAAGGUAACGGCAGCGAUAUGGCUUGGUUGUUCUCGUUUGGUAUGGACCCACACAUCUUGGAAAUCCAAAGCCUCUCCUGGCACUUAUACCGAGCCCCAGCUGCCCGCCCGAGCCCCAAUUACGUGCUGCGCGGAGCGCAAGGUCUAAGUACAAACCCGUAG